AUGGGCGGCAUCAAUUCUGUAGCCAUUCGAUCCACUCCUCACGACGACGACGGAAAGCUUGAUCUCGAGAAUAACUACAACAACAACAACAGCAACUUCCAUUCGAGAGCUCUCGAGGGUGAAGAAGCAGAACGAGCCUUACAGAGAGCUCUCUUCAUUGGCACCACCAACACCAGCACCAACAGCACCACCACUACUGAUUCAUCACCAGCACCACCACACCACCACACCCACCGAUCAGGAUCUGUUGCUUCUGAGGGAUCACCCAAAUCCAUUCCAAUUUGGCUCGACAACACAACCACUUGUUACUUUCCGAACCGUAACAAUAAGAGAUCUUCCUUUCUUCCUCAACAACGAUCUUUUUGCACCACCAAAUCCACGCAGAAACCAGCACUUUUAUGUAAACGAGAAUCAGAGUCCACAUUGAAAUCAUCCGUGGAGUCCACCUUCAAUACGGAUUCCAUCUCUCUGAAUGGCUCGAAACGAAGUCAUUCUGCUAUUGGUCUCUCACUCUAUGAAAAGUCAUUACUCACAAGGGAAUUGAAAGCGAGUAUGAAUGAUCACUUUCAACCACAAAAACAACAAAUGGUUGAAUCGGCCUCCAUGUUACACUCAUCGGUUUCAACGUCCUCAUUCCUUUCUUCGAGUGAUCACAAUAGAAACAGUCCUAAGAAAGCAGCUGUGAGUGGUGGUGUUACGGAUCCAGUGAAUAAUAGCACACAAUCGUCGAGUGGUGUUGACAUUCCUCAACGUCGACGAAAAAAGAAUGGACCUCAGAAUUCUUCAUCACAAGAUUAUGACAGUGAUACAUCGACGUCCUCUUCUUCUUGUACCAAUUCACCCCCACAACCACUCUUUCUUAAAUACUAUGUCAAGAAGAAUAAUGGUGUUGUUUCAACCCAACAAGGAGAUUCAUGUGCAGAUGACUUGUACGAUUAUGGCAAAUCUGAAAAGAAUCAACGAAACUUUCGAUCUCAAUCACUUCCAAAUACGAAUACAGAACCUGGGUCUCCCAUUCGACCAAUGAAGAAGGUUAACUCAGAUAAUUUCGGUUGUGACUUCCUUCCCAUCAUUGUCACACCUCCACCCUCUUCACCUGAACUCACUUCGUCAACGCCACCUUUUCGAUCCGUGAGUCAAGAAUUGCAACAAGCCAAGAGAGAAAAACGAGCUCGACGAAAGAAGAAAUUACUCGAGCAACAAUUAAUCCACGAACAACAGCAACAACUCUUAGAACGCAGCAUGAAUAUGAAGUCAACCAUUCGAUCAAGCUCAGAAAUUAAGCUCAAAGAUAGUCCCAACAGCAAAAAGAAUAAUCAUGCAGAUCCUGCCCACCAAACACAUUGCACUCUUCCUUCCAUCUUUGAAAAAGUUCUUUCACAAACAAGAAACUAA
This is a messenger RNA of Naegleria fowleri, 1395 nucleotides long. RefSeq lists its product as uncharacterized. The transcript has a single exon. The record is from RefSeq and is a predicted model, not a curated record. Lineage: Eukaryota; Heterolobosea; Eutetramitea; Acrasida; Naegleriidae. Bases 1 to 1395 code for a protein of 464 amino acids.